Messenger RNA from Ctenopharyngodon idella (grass carp), 2143 nucleotides. RefSeq names its product gamma-glutamylaminecyclotransferase C-like. Gene Ontology annotation, molecular function: gamma-glutamylaminecyclotransferase activity. The coding region runs from base 120 to 644 and encodes 174 amino acids. The transcript is spliced from 2 exons. NCBI's taxonomy places the organism in Eukaryota, Metazoa, Chordata, Actinopteri, Cypriniformes, Xenocyprididae. The record is from RefSeq and is a predicted model, not a curated record.
GGCGGGGGAACUGGAGGAAGUCUGUUUCGUUCAGACCAGAGCCGUUGAAAAACAUAUUUAACGGCUCUGGUUCAGACAAACCUGUUUUUCCGAUUCCUCCGACAGUUUGACCUUUAUUAAUGAAAGGAUUCAGUAUAUUGUCGGUCAUUGUUAGUGUCUUUCGCGCGGUGCACAUGGAGCAAAUCUUCGUGUACGGGACACUAAAGAAAGGCCAGCCCAACUACUUCAGGAUGAUGGACCCUGACAAUGGUCGGGCCGAGUUUGUAGCUCACGCUCGCACAGUGGAGCAAUACCCGCUCGUGAUCGCCACCAAAAACAACAUCCCCUUCCUGCUCAACGUCCCUGGGGAGGGUCAGCGCAUCCAGGGCGAGAUCUACAGCGUGGACCAGAAGAUGCUGAAGUUCCUGGACGAGUUUGAAAGUUGCCCAGACUUGUACCAGCGCACAACUGUCCAGCUGGAGGUGCAGGACGGGCUCGGUGAAGGGGAAAACACGCUGGAGUCUGGAAGUUUCGUCAAUGCCUCUGUGUACAGCACGACUACAUAUGAACCCGAGUGGCUCCAAAAACCAACAUAUGAGAGUUAUGAUGCUCACGGUGAUCACGGACUGCGAUAUGUGCGUCGUGAAGACAGAAGCCCAGAGUAACUACUGUAGUAACAUUUACUAGGAUUUCACCACACCUGCUAGUGUCGCGUAAAUUUAAUUUACCAUUCAGACAUUUUGCAACAAAACUGUGUAGUUCAUUGUUUUUUUUUUUUUGUUUUUUUUUUUAAACUAUAUUGUUCUGUUCUUAUGCCAGAGAUUAUUUAGCUGUUUUAUUGCCUUGUAUAUGUCCAUGUGGGGAAACCCUAAAUGGGCAAUUUUAUUAUUUUUAUUUAAUUUUUCUUUGAAGUGCUGUGUUUCCUACAGCUUUAUUUCUGCUGUUUGCAACAGAAAAGAGCACAAAAAUUUCCCUAACGUUUUAACACAAAAAGUGUCUUUUUGGUCAUCAUGUAUUACAUUUCUCAGGGAAUCUACUAGGAAUGUAACUGUUCUCGGUAAAAAAUCGAACCGUACCGUUCUCCACCCACGGUUCGGCACGCACUUGCACCGCGGUUCAUCUCAAAUCUGACGACCGGUGUUGUCAAGUCCAUGUUUUUCCGCUAUAUUUACACUUGCCGCGGGUUAUUUUUCAUGUCCGCGGCUUGAAGCGACCCCAAAUAACAUGAUAUUUAGCUCCUGGAUUGCGACUUUUACCUGGGGAGCCCCACCAAAAAGAUUUUACCCCCCGGAACACAAUUUUUACUAUGGGAGUAUCAUUUUCACGUCCUGCGCCACGUUGUUUAAAUAGCAAAUGCAUUUGCACCCAUUUGUGUGCCCAUGGGCGUGCUGGUCUGAAAACGAGGUGUGUUCAGGCGCAUUGUUGGCUCGGUGCUAUUUUGAAGCAACUGAAAUAGACUGCACCAUUGACCAACUGAAACCUGGUCUAAAGUCAAUGGCGUAAUAUUUGUUUUGUUAUUUAAAGAUCGCGUUAGUAAUACGCGCCUGUAUGCGGGUGCACGACGCACAUACACUCUGCUUAAUUCACACAGAGUUGCGCAGCAGCACACAAACAUGCCAAAUAUUAAAAAUAAAAGGAUUACGAUGUAAAAGAUUAUUAUUGUGUACAUAAAAAUAAAAAUGUUUUGGUGGAAUCCGUCUUGUCCCGUAGAUGGUCUGCUCUCGCACUUUAACCUUGCGCAUGAGCAGUUGCGUUUCCUCGCUAGAGAAGCAUUCAGUUUUUUCACUUGCAAAUUCCGCCAUGUAAAUAGCGAAUCCGUCAUGGCGCGAGCGCAACUGGCUUUUAAAGGGAAUGGGAGAUGAGACUCUAAUUGGUUUAUUACACGUUACGCCCAAAACACACCCAUUACUCAUUAAGAGAAUAGGGACAACCCUUUUAGACCAUGCGCCGGGUGCGAGGCCAUUUUUCUCGUCCUUAAACUAGCGAAAGUGGAUUCGGAUACGCCCGAAGUGCACUUGCGCCGUGCGCUUUAGACCAUGCGCUUAGAUCAUUAAAAUAGGGCCCUACAUGUACUGGAUCGUGCAUUAUGUCUUAAAGGGAAAGAAGCCCAUUCCUGCUGUCUGUGUAAUUUGUUGUUUGAUUAACAUUAAAAACUAAGAAAUCA